AUGCGCGACGCACUGGCCCUCAAAACAAAGAGAAAUAGCUACGCAGAUGUGCUGCGGGCUAUGAGUGGCGAGAAUCGUCUCUCGGAGCUAGGCGCGGAUGUCAAAAGCAUCCGGCGCACUAGAACAGGGGAGAUGAUGCUAGUGUUCAAGAAGGAUGCCAUCACCAAGGGCUCCUCUUACACGGCACUAACACAAGAAGUGCUAGGAAAGAAGGUACAGCCCGUAUUACGGAAUGGAUUCCCUGCUGGAGGCGCUACAGAUGACACCGAGCUCACGCUGUUCAGUGCGACGGGAAACCAGAUUCCGUCGCCCGUCCAGCGGUGGUGGUCCCGUCAAUCAGUGCCGUCAAGUUUUUUUUUUGCGUUUCACUAUCGUGUUGUAACUGCAACGUUUACGCUGAUAGGAUUGGAAUGCAAGCCACCACUCUGUGUUCAUCGUAGACUGUGCUUUGUAACUUCCAACCACUCCAGCGGAUCUCCUGAACCUGGCCUCAUGGCACAAGGUCCACCUCCCCCUCACCACAUGCGAGUGCAGCAUCUUGGACCAGACUCCCGAACAGAUGACGAACUGGUGAGACAGUCGCAGCAGCUCCUGGAGAAGCUACACUACCCCUGGGAGAUGAUGCCCCUGAUGUACGUGAUACUGAAAGGCGCCAACGGGGACGUGGCCAAGGCACACCAACGGAUCGACGAAGCACACGACCUCUGUGUCCUUUACCAUCCUGAUCGCUUUCCUAAGGAGAGACCUGCGGAGUCCAAAAUGAAGAUGAUCGUCACCCUAACGCCUUGCAGCAGCUUUCCGGUGCGAUCGCGGUCCCGCUCCCCGGACAACAACGGUGGUGCCCUGAACCUGGACAUCAAAUCCACCAGAGCUAUGACCAGCACCACCGAGGACGAUGACGUUGCAGGCGAACGAUCCAGCCCGAAGGUCAGCGAAUCUAGCGAGCUGCAGAGUCGUCUGCAGGAAGCCUUUCACAAUCAAAUAGUCGCGGAAUCCGUGGUGGCAAGCGGCAGCGGCUUCCCAUGGAGGAGGAAACGGUACGACUCCUCAGAAACAGGUGAUAUCGAAAUCGAACAUGAUUCGGAGGAGCCCCCACCCCAUAGCAUACAGAGGCAUACCCGUAAGGAUGAUAUGCCAAUGGUUGCCGUUCCCGCCGCUGCCGCUCCCGCUCCCACCGCUGAGGAACAACCGAUGCCAGUACCAAAGAGCAAUGGGCAGAUGAGCUUUCUGAAGAAUGGCCCCGCGAUUACUGCAGUAGAUCCGGUCGCAUUGUUAAAUUUUCGGUAUCCUUAUCCCUACUGGUUUCCGACGCACAGCCUGUUUCACCAGUUUGCGCAUCCACCGCCACGGGGUUUCUGCGAGGAUGCCGCCAGCUUCCAGAAGGAUAUACCGAGCGAUUUAUCGCGGGUGGAUCCAAGCCAUUCGCACCAAUCGUCCGCGGCCGUUGCGUCGAUUCACUAGUAUGAGCCGCCAUCGCCGGUCGAGUGGCACGGUUUCAACGCUGCUUUCUGCUAACCAGUGAACUCCCUGUGGGCACACACUGGGAGGCACUUCGGCUGCUGACGCCAUACACUACUGUUGCUGUGGCAAUGGUGAACGCUAUGUAGUUGCAGCCGAACUGCCGAAGGCUUGGAUCUUGAUGCUGAAGAAGGUUUCACGGAAAGUUUAAGGCGAAUUUUAUCGUAACGGUGACGAUUGGCAGCAGCCUACAUCUACCUAGCAAACGUAUGUUAUCUUUAAGUUUUAAAACUAAAUGUUUCACCAAAACAGAGAAAAAAAUUCAUGUUGUCAUGGUAUUUGAUAAAAAAAAAUUCAUUCAUACUAGUUUGGAAACGUACUUCUGGAAAAAAAAAGUUAUUGGCAACUCUCAAAUCUCAAACCAAAAAAAAAAUGAAUGCAAAUUCUCAUUAAAAAUGUACGCUAAAAGAGUUACUCAAACCAAAUUUGGCAUCGAACACUUACAUAUAUGAAUCAACCAAAUGAAUGAAAGCUACAGAAACUAAAAGUUCAAACUGUGAUAAAACAAGAAAAAAAAACAAGAAGAACGAGCAUGGGGAUUGAAGAUGAUGGUAAAAUGAUCAUCAACCACAUCGAGACCCCAGGGAAGUGACAAUCGUAACCUGUUGUAGUCAGAGUAGCGUGCUGUGACUGUCGCAGUGCGUAAGCCAAAUGCCGAUUUUGACACAGGCUAACGGCGAUGAAAUCAGCUGACGCUGCAUAAAUUAUCCUGGACUGAUAGAAAAUCAAACUCUCAUUGACACUGUUUUGGAGAGUAACAAUUUGGUCAUUGAAACAUUUGAGUCACAGUAAUCAUCAUUAUCAGCUUGAUAUUGAACAGCCUCCUAUGACAGUCCAAUGACAGUGAAGGUGAUGCAAUAUCAGUAUCCAUCUGACAGUCGGACUGAUAUUGCGCAACUCUGGUUGUAUCAGCGUUGCCAUUCAUCCUGGUUUUGUGCUUCUCUGAAGCAUUGGAAAUGCUUUUAAAAACCAAUGUGACAGCUUUUAGGCAGCUCUGUUAAUACUACUGGGAAGUACCCAGGUAACAACUUGAUGCUGUACAAACGUGUCUCCAACUAUUUUAAAUCAGCUUUCAUUUGAACGAAAGCUGAAUCCUAUAUUCAGCUCCUAUACAUCUAAUUCUGGUGAUUUUAUUCAACUUUUAGCAGAUUUGAGGUUCACUAAAAGGCUGUUUUAAGGCUUAUUAUGCGCUUAAUCAGCAAUCAUGUUUAUUUAUUAAUUAUGGAAAAAUAAAAACACAUUCGUGAGCCCAUUUUUACCUUUAGCGGUCAUUGUGUUCAGCCACUGACACCAUUAACCAGCCAAUGUUCAGCCAAUACUCUCACUGUUCAGCAUCCAUUGUUACUUGGGUAGUGCUUCCGAGAAGCAUUGCGAAUGCUUGUGGAAAGCAUUUCUAGUGCUUCUGGGAAGUACACCGCACAGGGUUUGAUUACGUGAAAUAAUUUUCGAUUGUUGCUUCCCCGAUAUUGAAAAACAGAAUACAUGGGAUAUUUGAAAUGGUUCUCCGGUGAAUAUUCUUUGGUAUGUGUAGUUCUAUAUGAUCACCAUCAUUACCACCGUCAUUGCUAGUAGAUUGAAGCUGGCAUGUUGUCCUAAUAUUACUGAAAUCUUCACCUAUUGGAGUUUUCCAUUGGCUUGAUGGAGCAUAUGCUUUGGAUAUUAGUUUUAUUCGAUAAACCGUUUUCCUUACUAUUCUUUAAAAUAGUAAAAAUUAUCUGUCGAAUUGAGGAAUAAAUUUAAAUCAUACUCAGUCGUUGGUGGUUCCUUGGAAAGGUUUCGCUGUAGGCCAAAUUAAGCACCUAAAUUUAUGAACAGAUUCCAAACAAUCUCAAAUCUAUUCUUGGUUUAAUCUACUUUAUUGUUUUCAUUUCCUAUUAAGUUUACUUUCGUAUGUAUGUAUAUCACUGGUGAUCACUUGUUUUAGUAGACGUUAGAUUGAUGCAGAAGAUUACACGACAGUGACCUUUUCUUUUGUAGAGUAGUGUCUCCUAGACGAAGCGGGCGUUUUCUUGUUCGUAGGUUAACGAGAUUUUGACCCCAAAGCUCUUCACUUAAAUAGUAGAAUCACAUCGGUUAAUAGUACAGCAAAAUUGAGGUUAGGUUCAAAGCGUUAACAGUUAGUUAAAUUGUAAACUUUUACUUAAACUAGAGAGCAGGCAAAACAAAAUUUUGUACAGUUAAGGUAAGGUAGAUGCACGAACGAAUAGAAAACAAACAAGGUGGUUAAAAAAGGUACGAAUUGCUGUUUCAUGCUCGCUUUGAUACGAACGUGUGAAAUGUCUCCCAUGGAUGAUGUUUUAGCAAUUGAAAUGUGAUAUUCAUGUUGAAAUGUAUUAUUGUUUUUUUCGUUUGUGCGUACCAUUUUUGGCUUUAAGAUGAAGAAAAAAUAAUAUGUAGGUACUGCAACCAACGUCAUCGAUGAUUUGUACAAUUUUAGACAACUAGGAAGCCUGGCAUCCACAGAUCGAAUUUAAGUCCUGAGAGGAGAGAAGAAGAGUCACAUUAAAUGAGAUUCGUAGAUAGUACACACCCUAUUGGAAGCAUUCUAAAUAUUUGAUCUCCACCGAUUGGUAUUUUUUCUUAUGUUCCUUAUAAACUGCAAAACGAAGAGAAGUAAAGAAACGUCAAAUUAUGUCCAAAAUUCUCGUCCAAACGCUAUGAUAAAAGCAAAAGAAACAAAACAAAACCAGUUCCAUUGAUAAAGGAAACAAAUUCAUUUCGACUGUAGCUGUACAGAAGACUAGGAUUAAUCCCCCUCAGAUGGAAACAACUGCAUCAGAGCCGAUCACCCAAAACAUAACCUACAAAACGAAACUCACCGCUCCAGAAAGUGAUCCCCAGCUGUAAAUAGCCCCGGCCCAUAUCUCCCGAAAACCCUAUUUGAAAACUCAUCCAACAUAUAUUUAAUGUAGCCACAGAAACGAAUUUACCUAGCAACUUAAAACAUCAAUAAAAUAUUGAAAACAAACACAAAAACAACCCACUAGUGGUAAGCAAACAAUAGAAUAAUUCAGAGUUGUACACAACGUCGUCAACUUCAAUGGUGCAAAACAAACCUGUUUAACAAAUACAAAUAACACGCGACGAGUGUGGAUUGAGUAAAUUGCGCACUCUCACACAACCAUGCAGAGUCAGAGAUCCACGUAAUAACGUAAUAAAACAAACACACACACACACCCACAGAAAGAGAGACAGUCCGCCACGCCGGGUUCGCCCGAGCAAACAAAACACGAGUGUUUUUCUUUCUUUUCUUUCUCUUCGGUUUUCGAGAGUUUAGAAUGUAGUAGUUGAUAGGUAAUUUAUUAAGGCGAAACACAAUUACAAACUACCAGAGCGUACUUGCACUACUUAUAGUUAUUUCAAACAGCGAUUCAGGUUUUAAGUUUUGUGUUUCGUACCGAUUGUGCGCGCGCGCCCCUUUUUAGCCCACCACUUGUAGGAAAUCCGAUCCGCUAGCAACCAGAGCAGAAACAGGGAGAUACUGGAGGGGAAAAGAGAGCGAAGAAUACAAACAAAAAGGUUUAUGCAAUACAAUGGUUAUUACUUUACUGUUAAUUUUGUAAAACUUGAAAGAGCUGUACAUUAGCACCGGCAGAAGAGUAUGCAUCAAGCGCCAGAAAAUGGAAAAAGAAGAAAUAAAUUAUUAUUUUAAAUCAUG
Aedes albopictus (Asian tiger mosquito) is the source of this 5176-nucleotide messenger RNA. RefSeq lists its product as uncharacterized. The transcript has 8 exons. NCBI's taxonomy places the organism in Eukaryota, Metazoa, Arthropoda, Insecta, Diptera, Culicidae. Bases 1 to 1461 code for a protein of 486 amino acids. The record is from RefSeq and is a predicted model, not a curated record.